AUGUCGUUUCAUCAACGUGAUGAAAUUCGAUGGAAUAAAAAAGGUUACUUUGAAAGAUUCGACGGAAAAAAAUAUUGGCGAAAAUUAUGUGUUAUUGAAGGAUGUAUGAAACGAGCAAAAGUACUCAAUUGGUGUAAAAGACACUAUACGGAACAAAAACAAAAAUCUUUAAUAACAACAACUCCUACUCAAGUACCACAGCAAUCAUUAGUAUCAUCAAUACCUAGUUCAAUAACUGCAACUACAAAUUCAAAUAGUAUUUUAUCAUCAAAUCUUCUAUUUCAUCAACCCCAUUAUCAUCAUCUGCAAGCUGUUUCUCAAAUUCCUAUGCCACCUCCAUCAUAUCUUUAUACAUCUGCAUCAUCAUUAUCUGAUCAAUCUGAAUCAAUAUUUCAUGUUAGAAAUGAAAUUCGUUUAAAUAAACGUGGCUAUCGUGAACAAUAUGAUGGUAUUGGUCAUUGGCGUCCAUUAUGUAUACACGAACAAUGUUUAAAACGAGCAAAAAAAUUAUCUUAUUGUAAACGGCAUUAUAGUGAAUACAUGAAUCAAAAUCAAUCGAAUUCAACUAAUAUGAAAACUGAAACAGAUAAUAAAGAUUAA
Molecule: messenger RNA, 600 nt
Organism: Rotaria sp. Silwood2
Lineage: Eukaryota; Metazoa; Rotifera; Eurotatoria; Philodinida; Philodinidae
Source: the annotation of a GenBank genome assembly